CGGAAUCUCUCAAAAAGAAAUGGUUGUCUCAUUUUGAACAUAAGGAACACAAACAAGACAUACAAAAAAUGGUGCAAGCAUAAACGAUUCAAAAUGCAGGGUUUAGUUCGCAAAGUGGUGUCACAGGCACACCGGCCCCAUCGCCACAUCUUCCAAACUCGAGUUCACAGCGCCUUCUCCUCAGUUCCCAAACCUUCACAACCCCAACUACAGCAAUUCAACCACAUUCCCUCUCUCUUCCUCCCUCAUCGUUUUCACUCAUGCCGCUUCCUUUCCACCAAGCUUCGCGCCUUUCUCUCCCAACCAAUGCCUCGCCACUUCGCCUUCAACACUCUUCAUUUUCGUCGACACAACUUCAAUUUCAACCACAAUUAUGCUUUUCUCCAGCGUUCCUGGAGAUCAUGGCUCCACAGGCUAACGCCUAAUGACAUGGUUUUGGGCUUGAUUAUAGCUAAUGGUGCUAUUUUUUUAUUGUGGGGGAUAGCAGAUGAGAAGUUUAUGAUAAAAAACUUUACUGUUUCUUUGGACAAUUUUAAGAGUGGACGUUUGCACACUUUAAUUACCAAUGCAUUCAGUCAUGUAGAUACCUGGCAUUUAGUUUUCAACAUGCUUGGACUCUACUUCUUUGGAUUGAAUGUUGGAAGAAAUUUUGGACCUGAAUUUUUGCUGAAGCUCUAUCUUGCUGGGGCAGUUGGUGGCUCUGUUUUUUACUUAAUGCAUCAGGCCUAUAAAGCACAAACAUCAAAGGACUGGAGAGCUAUGACUGUGUCAAAGGAAAUAGCAAUGGGGGCAAGUGGAGCUGUGAAUGCAAUUAUGCUACUUGACAUAUUCCUCUUUCCAAAAGCGACCAUUUACUUUAAUUUUUUUAUACCAGUUCCUGCAAUCUUUCUGGGUAUCUUUUGGAUUGGGAAUGAUUUGCUGCGGAUAAUGGAGGGAGACAGUCAAAUAUCAGGAUCUGCACAUUUGGGAGGUGCUGCUGUUGCAGCCUUAGCUUGGGCACGUGUUAGGAAAGGAAGAUUCUAAAUCGUUAUCCAUACCCUGCAAAACUUUUUAAGUAUCGUAUUUAUGUCAUUGGUUUAACAGCGUCGCAUACAAAAAUUUACUGUUUUUCUUUGCAAAUUUGAAUGAAAUUACCUUUUUAUACUUA
Molecule: messenger RNA, 1147 nt
Organism: Cajanus cajan (pigeon pea)
Lineage: Eukaryota; Viridiplantae; Streptophyta; Magnoliopsida; Fabales; Fabaceae
Gene: RBL12
Product: RHOMBOID-like protein 12
Cellular component (GO): membrane
Molecular function (GO): serine-type endopeptidase activity
Source: RefSeq, a predicted model, not a curated record